Messenger RNA from Ictalurus furcatus (blue catfish), 8090 nucleotides. It is a transcript of the gene aff4, whose product is annotated as AF4/FMR2 family, member 4. The coding region runs from base 1562 to 4894 and encodes 1110 amino acids. NCBI's taxonomy places the organism in Eukaryota, Metazoa, Chordata, Actinopteri, Siluriformes, Ictaluridae. Gene Ontology annotation, biological process: regulation of gene expression. The transcript is spliced from 20 exons. Gene Ontology annotation, cellular component: nucleus; super elongation complex. The record is from RefSeq and is a predicted model, not a curated record.
GCUGGAACAGGACGCGAAAGUCCUGAGGUUAUAAUUCCGCGCGUUCUUAAAUACCCGGAGUUUUUGUCUGCGUUAGAGAAGUGAAGAUCCGCCCGAGUCGUCUCACCUGCAUCUGACCUGUGUCUGAUUUGCGUGUUGUCACGUCUCCUCUCGGAUUAGAAGCGCGGGGAGAACCACAGGAGAGAUCAUUUGUAAAACAAAACGUUUUGCAUCGCCCGAGAACCCGAGUGCUGACGUGAGACCGGUUCUGUUACGUGCUCGUUUACGUAUAUUCAAAGUAAACAUCGUCACUGCCUCGUCUACGGAGACAUGAAGGGACGUUUGGGGGGGGAACAAACCCGCAUACAUAAUAGAAAGAAAAUCCUGGGAGAAAUUCUCGUCCACACGUGAAAAACGUGUCAUUUUCAUGAGAUUUUUUUAUUAAAGAGGAGAGAGAGAGAGAAAGGAGCGACGAUGACCAAUGUUACACCAUGUCCUUUUCUUUCAGGAACAAAUACUUCUGAACAACUUCUAGUGUGUGUAGUUGGUGUGUGUGUAGUUGGUGUGUGUGUAGGGCGUUUCACAGCUGCUGAUGGUUCUAAAGUUCAAAUAGAGAGCAAGCUAAUAAUAAUAUUAAUAAAAAGAAGGAAAUGAAUUUUAAUCUGUCAGUCAGCAGCGAUGUCGAUGAUGGUGGAACCAUAACAAAACCCUGUGAAGGACAAUUCAGGACAAAAAGUUCAGAAUCUGGCCUUCUGUCUGCUCUCUGCCAUUUUUAACAUCUCUCUCACACACACACACACACACACACACACACACACACACACACACACGUCCAGUACUGAACAGAUCUCCAUUUUGUGUUGUAUUUCUGUGGAAACGCUCCUGUGAUCAGUGACGUCAGACUCCGUGAGUCUUUACACGUUACAGCGGAUUGCCUCAUCGCGCCUCCCGAUGAGUGUGUUGCUUAUUUGAAGGACUUUUCGGCGCAGAACAGACGCUGCCCCUUUAAGAAAUCUGCCCUGGAGCGGGGGCGGGAGAGGUGCCGGUGAAAUGCCGUCUGAUUGGCCGAGCUCCUCUCUGAACUUUCGCGUCAGAAGGUGGUGUUUCUCGUCUGGCAUAAAAUAACAUGUCCUUAUUUAGAGCGAGGCGGACCGUACCAUUUCCUCCAGAGGUGGAACCUGAGCGGAUUAUUGACCUGCUUUCAGAGAUGAGAGAAACGGAGAAGUUCUCAGAAUUCAGUCCUGACAAGAUCUCUCUCUCACAAGCAUGCAUUUAGUGCUCUCUCUCUCUCUCUCUCUCUCUCUCUCUCUCUCUCUCUCUCUCUCUCUCUCUCUCUCUGCAGCUUUGUUGUAUUGUCCCUGGCUCCCCUCUAGGCCCAUGAGAAUGGUAUCUCCCACAGGCGGCUCAUACCCCCUCCCUAAAUCUGAUUUAUCUCCACUGCUAGGAAAUGACUGUGUCUCACAGUGAAGUGUGUGUGAGCUUCUGCUCGAUAACUGAUUGGACUCUAGCAGGAAUGUGACCUUUUUCUGCAGUUUCUUCAUGUUCUUCUUCCUCCAUUUCCAAUGUUUCUGAGGUUAAGACCAUGGCCUCUCAGUCAGGCAACAUGAACCGUGAAGACCGGAAUGUGCUCCGUAUGAAAGAAAGAGAAAGGAGAAAUCAAGAAAUCCAGCAGGGAGGAGAGGCCUUUCCAGCCAGCUCCCCCCUCUUUCCCGAACCUUAUAAAGUGUCCAGCAAGGAAGACAAACUCUCGAGUCGCAUCCAGAGCAUGCUAGGAAACUACGACGAAAUGAAAGAAAUCAUCGGUGAGCCUCCUAUGUCCAAACUCCUGGCCAAAGGAUCGAACGCUUCCUCCUCAGAGGAGAAGUCUCUGUACGCCGAGCAGCGAGGCGGAGUCAGCCAGAAUCAGAGCAACAAAUGGACUCCUAUCGGUUCAAACUCCGGAACCUCUUCCUCAUCUUUAUCCAAGUCCCAGAACCGCUCAGGUUCGUCCAAUCAGAGCGGCCACGGCACGAGCCAGCGCAGCGGUGCUAACAGCCAGCGGCACGAACGCGAAUUCAGUAGCAAGAAAUCCAGCAAACAUGAGCACAAGGGCUCCACGAACUCGAGCGGACACUCGCGCUCGCUAGCGGUCGAGCAGCACGGCAAGGAGCGCUACCACUCCAAAUCGCCCAGAGACCGCGAGGCCAACUGGGACUCGCCAUCCAGAGUGCACUCCUCCUCCUCCGCUUCCUCCGCCUCUGCUUCAUCGUCCGCCUUUCCCAGCGGGCAGCACUCAGGCCAGGCUUUUCCUCCCUCGCUCAUGUCCAAACCCGGCUCCAUGCUGCAGAAGCCCACUGCUUACGUCAGACCGAUGGACGGUCAGGAGACGGCCGAGCCCAAGACCUCCUCGUCCUGCUCCGCUUCCUCCUCGGAGUCGUACGGAGGCCAGUCACAUGGCAGCAGCGUCGGAGAGAUGAAGGCCAAUGGAAAAGCGGCGCUCACCAAGCUCAAGAUCCCGGCACCGGUAGAGGGAGCUCUGACGGGAGACGUGAGCUGCGUGGAUGAGAUUUUAAAGGAAAUGACCCAGUCCUGGCCUCCUCCGCUCACAGCCAUACACACCCCCUGCAAGACUGAGCCUUCCAAGUUUCCUUUCCCGACAAAGGAUGGCCAGCACACCGGUUUUGGAGGACUCAAAAAAAGCAUCUCAGGAAAAGGCUCGUCCGCCGCGCAGCAGGCCAAGGCGUGCGAUGGAGACCAGUCCAACAUGCUUCAUGACGAUCUCAAACUCAGUAGCAGUGAAGACAGUGAUGCAGAACAGGAGUCCGCUAAAAGAAACACGUCGGCAAGUAAUAAUAAUAGUGAAGUAGCUGAGAGAGAGGACUCCAGUAGCCACAGUGGCUCAGAGAGCAGCUCGGGAUCAGAAAGUGAGAGCGAGAGCAGCUCUACGGACAGCGAGGCCAACGAACCGCCUCGCGCUGCCUCACCUGAGCGAGAACAGCCUCCAGCCAAUAAGUGGCAGCUGGACAACUGGCUAUCCAAGAUAGAGGACCGAGACAACAACGCUGCUCGCGGUUACAGCGGCAGCCAGGGGCCCAAAGACUCCGCCCCCGCGCCGGGCCGGGACCAGCGGACCACGCAGAAGGGCUCUGAGAGCGGCCGGGGGAGGCAGAAGUCUCCGGCGCAGAGCACUGAGGGUGGUGCCAACACCAGCCAGAGGCGCUCGGUGGGCAAGAAGCAACCCAAAAAGUCAGAGAAGCCAGCCGUGGCAGAGGAGCCGAAAGGCAGCCUGAAGGUGGAGAGCGAGCCCCGGGCCGAGACGCCGCAGCACCGUGCGAGAGCGCCCAACAAGGGUCCACGCAAACCUGCUGCGAAGAAAGAGCCCAAGAAAGAAGUGCGAGCCCCUCCAGAAAAGCGCAAAUCCAAGCCUCAGGGCAAACAGAAGUCGCGAGAGUUUUUGGAAACGGAGCCGUCGUCGUCCUCGGACUCGGACGAGGAAGAAGAGGAGAGUGCUCCAUCUUCCUCACACACUCCAAAGUACGCCCCCCACGUUUUCUCCCCCAUGGAAGAGAAAGACCUCCUCUCUCCGCUUAGCGAGUCUGACGAGAAACUAAUGGCGCCCAGGCAGCUGCUCGUCUCGAUCGACCUCAGCCUGCUGAGCCGAGUCCCGGGCCGCGUUUAUAAAGACGCAGAGGUGAAGAUGGAGCGGGACUCGGCUAGCGACGGCAAGGACUUCCAGAAACAGCCGGGGGAAAGUAAAGCUAAUAAAGGCAAGAGGAAACAUAAGAAUGAUGACAGCCUUAAACCAGACAGCAAGAAGUCCAGGAUGGAGGAGAAGUCUUCGCACCAUAAACCGAAUAAGGAGUCAUCGAAGCGUGUGGUGGAUAAGGAUAAAGAGCCUGUCCCGUCUCCUUCCCUGAGCCUUCAGCGCACGCCCAAGUCAGAGCACCAGGGUCGCAAACGCACGGCCAGUCAGUCGUCCAGCUCACUGCCCAUCAGCACCAACAGCAAGGACGUCCCCAAGAGCAGCUCCAGCUCCAAACACCGCAAGGGCGAGGACAAGCAGAGCCGCAGCAGCCGAGACACCAAGGAUAAAAGCUGUAAAACAGAGAAUCAGCUGGCUGUACCUCCUCUCUCCUCGGACAAUUCCAAGAGGUCCAAGCUGCACUUUGAGGACCGGGUUCAUUCAGCCGACCAUUACCUCCAAGAAGCUAAGAAGCUGAAACACAAUGCAGACGCUCUGAUGGACAGAUUUGAGAAAGCGGUGUAUUACUUGGAUGCUGUAGUGUCCUUCAUCGAGUGUGGGAAUGCGUUGGAGAAAAGUGCGCAGGAAGCAAAGUCCCCUUUCCCCAUGUAUGCUGAAACUGUGGAACUCAUUAAGUACACUAUGAAGUUAAAGAGUUAUAUGGCACCAGACGCUACCUCAGCAGACAAAAGGCUGGCAGUGUUGUGCUUGAGAUGUCAGUCUCUCCUCUACUUAAGGCUCUUUAAACUGAGGAAGGAAAGUGCACUGAAGUACUCGAAGACACUCACUGAACAUUUGAAGAAUUCAUUGAGUAAUACUCAGGCGCCGUCUCCUGGGAUGGGAAAUAAAGCGGUCGGUAUGCCGUCCCCAGUGUCGCCCAAAGUGUCUCCAGGCAGCGCAGGCAGUUACUCCUCCAGCAGCUCCUCGAGUCAGAGCAGCAGCUCCUCCGUCACCAUCCCACAGCGCAUCCACCAGAUGGCCGCCAGCUACGUGCAGGUCACUUCUAACUUCCUCUACGCCACCGAGGUGUGGGAGCAGGCCGAGCAGCUGGCCCGGGAGCAGAGAGAGUUCUUCACUGAGCUGGAUAAAGCGAUGGGCCCGCUGAUCUUCAACACCAGCAGCAUGACUGAACUGGUCCACUACACACGGCAAGGUCUCCACUGGCUACGGCUCGACGCCAAGCUCGUCUCAUAACACUCUCCCACCUCUUCUUCCUUCUUUUCUCUCCUCCCUUUCUUGCCUUACUCACAUUUAUUUAAUCUGCCUCAGACAUAUGUGACACUGUGUCCAUUAUCAAUACCAGCUUGCCAAAAAAAAAACAACAAAAAACUGAGCAAAGCAACACUGAGUGCUAUUUGGAUAGCCCCGCCCCCUCUCUGCUACUCCUUCAUGGCGAGGUGACCAAACGUCUUCAUCAGCGGAGCGUCGUCAGGCUGCAGCGUCUCGUCCCGCUGGAAAACAAAAAAAGCCAUCUUUUUUUUUUUUCUUUUUUUUAAUCUUGACAGCUGUGAACACUUUUUAUGGUAUCUCUCGCGCUCUCUCGCGCGCGCUCUCUCUCUCGCUCUCUCUCUGUCUCUCUCUCUCUCUUGUUUUUUUUUUUCUUUCUUUUUUUAACCAGCGUACCUCCCUUUAACCAAAGGUGCUUUAAAUAAUAAGGGUUUGUCCUUCUCUCUCUCUUUGUGCCUUGUAUAUGAUAUACAGGAAUCUUGUCUGUGCACACGGGCCGGUUGUGGAACCGGGUUGAAUUGUUAGACAGGAAGUGUGUGACAUGGGGCAAGGCUGCGGAAUGCUAAUGACUUAAUCCGUAAAGCUAGCAUUCCAUUCGGUGCACGGAAACCGGCGUGGCCGAGCUGCAUCACAGAGAGAAAUAUCAUAACAUGCACAAAACAUCAUCCGUCUACGCAGACGCCGAGUCUCGAGCGUGUCGUCUCUCAACACGUCAGCGACGACCAAAAGGACCUGAAGCAUCACCAGUUUAACCCCCAGACUGACCCCCCCCAUCCUCCGUCGUUUUCCCUUUUUCUUCCUCUUCACGUGGACGGUUAUUUUUUUUCCCCGGAUCGUAACAGACGUGAUUUCUACUCGCUUUUAGAUUUCUAGAAGAAUCUGUUUAUCCUCUUCCUAAGCACAUGAAUAUUUUAUUACUGCCGCUUCACUUCUCAACCGUGUGUGUGUGUGUGUGUGUGUGUGUGUGUGCGCGCGUGUGUACACAGUAUAUAUAUUUUAUUUAGAUACAGAAAGUUGUCUUUGUCUGAAUGACAUUUUCACUCACGGAAUAAUGCUCUUCGUCGUCGUCUUCGCCUUGAUUACAGGGUUGUAUUAUGGGAUGUAUAUGAAAUUGCCAUAUUUAAGUAUUUAAUACCACUCUCGGGAUUUUCGUUAUAGCAUCAUAGUUGAUUGUCUAUUAUAACAAAUCAUUUAACAGGAAGGAGACACAUAAGGAAUAUAUUUAUUACACAUACUUUAUAUUUAUAGUUUCUACGUACAGCACAGUACACAGUAUAUUGCAUAUUAAGUUGUUCUGGCCAGAAAAUAUAAGCAGAUUUACUCAUUUAAAAAGAAAAAAGAAAGGAAAAAAAAAAAAUCCAACAAAGAAGUGAAAGUGUAUUUUUCCGUAAGGGUUUGUCCGUGCUGCAGUACGUCUAAGCUAAAUGUGUACAAACUAACGUGGUACAGGAGAGGAGGAUUCAUAUCUCGUCAGUCUGCAGCGUAUUAAAUGCUGGAAAUCUACCAUCUUUUGCACUAGAAAUGUUUUUGUUUUGUUUUUUAUUCUGUCGGCUCCCGGUUUUCUCUGUAGGGACAAACUGUUAUUUCUUCUUGCACUCGUUCAGAGUCGAGGGAGAAAUCAGUCUAUGCAGGCUUUUUUUUAUCGGCUCUCUCGGCUAACUCGGGCAGUAGUUCAGCAAUUACUUCUGCUGUGUUUUCACAAAGUAUUAAACAUCGACGUUAAAGCGUGACUCUAGCUACUUCCUUCUAUAUUAUAUAAUAUAUAAUAUAAUAUAAUAUAAUAUGUAAUAUAUACGGUUCUUGUAAGGGACAACGCACCCAAAGAUAUUCUGCGUUUGCCUUCGUUCAGAUUUGUGUGAAUUUCUCGACUUUUCUGAUGCGGAGAAAUCGUGCUUCAUGUUUGUCGAAGUUAAAUUGCCAAAACGAUGUUGGAGGGUAUUAUUAUUAUUAUUAUUAUUAUUAUUAUUAUUAUUAUUAUUAUUGAUUCAAUAACGUGUGCUUUUUUUCUGGCGUGGAAAGGAAUGUAGCAUUUUUACGGUUCAGAAUAUUAGGAGGCGAAUGCAGACGCGUGACCAAGAGCUUCGGGUGGAAUUUUUAAGACUCUAUUUUUAAACUUGGUUUGAAUGAAAUGACCGUUACACAGAGCCUAAAGAUCAUCAACAGGGUUUACUUGUUUGCAUUUUUAACUUGCGCACUACACUCAUUAGAAGUUCCAAGGUGAGCAGAACUUUAGCUGAUUCACUGCUGUGGCUAAUUUGUUUUUUGUUUAUAUAUAUAUAUAUAUAUAAAUAAAAUGUCCUUUUUAAGCAACAUCUAGCUUUUUUUUUUUCCUUAAUUUUUUUUAAGAGUUUUUUUAAAUGGAAUAAUAAUACACUUGUAACUAUAAACCAGGGUAAAACUGUUCUCUGACACCUUCUACAAAAUGAAAACACUUGCAUGUUUGUAUUUAAAUGCUCCGCUGUAUAAAAUGUACAUAACGUCUCUUUUAGGGUAAAUUUUUAUGGCAGUUUAACAUUUGUAUGAAGUUGUAAAUAGAAUGUUAAUAUUAGACUCAUCAUUGCUGAACUUCUCUUUUAUCGACACUGUACAUCAGGAUUUCCCCCAAUCACAUCAAUACUGUGUGUUUAUUUUGUUUUUUUUGUUUUUUUUAAAGGUCUAAAUCUUUAUCCGUAGUGCUGUUUUAUCAUUGAACUUCUUCUUAGAAAGGCUUUGUAUGUCUUAUGUGAUGCGGAUCGUUGUGAUGGAGUGAUCUUGGGAGUUUUUAAUCCCGUCGGAAUGAGAUGUUGGACGUGAACCCUUUAGCACGGCCGUAGCCGCUGUCUUUCCGCGACGUUUCUGACGUGUACGUUCAGCUGUUCUCUACGUGUUCGUGUCGUACUCAUUUUAGGAUUUACAAAAUGCAGAUUAUUUCUGCAAACGUUCUGCAGUCGGUUAUAAUCCAAAUCAGUUUAAAGUAUUGAAGAGAUUGAUCAGAGAAAUUUACAUAUUAUAUAAUGGAUGCAAUAUGAUUUACCAUUUAAAGGUACUCUCAUGAGCCUCGAUUAUCCUUAACUUGUAAUUUAAAAAACACUUUUUUUGUGAAGUGAGUAUUACUGGAUACUAAUGGGUUUUCUGAGUCUUUGUAUUUUGCUGUAUUGAGAAUAAAAUAUAUAUGAUUAUUGAA